This is a messenger RNA of Protopolystoma xenopodis, 888 nucleotides long. The record is from the annotation of a GenBank genome assembly. Lineage: Eukaryota; Metazoa; Platyhelminthes; Monogenea; Polystomatidea; Polystomatidae.
AUGCUCCCUCUGGGCAAGGCAAACAGUUCACAACGCAACAAAUUCUCUCUCGGCCCCAGUUCAAGACAGAUAAAGGUCGGUUGUCAACGCUCGCCAAGACCGUUGCCAGGUUUCGGCCUUCUUUCGAGCAGAAGAACGAAUGGGCCGGCUGAUGGGACAAGUAAGGUUUCAGGAUUAAUGACAUUGCCAUUUCGUCUCUGGAUAAGUCAGGCUUCUAGGCCUCGCUGUCAUGCCUGUGGACCUCACUGUGCGCAAGGGAAAGCAAAACUGUCGCCUGACAACCGCCAACACCUCCACCACCUUCUCUUCAUCUCGAUCCCUCGUCCGGCCAAUAGAGGCAGCACGGACAAUCCUUUCCUUGUGUUGUCCGUUUCUGCCGCCACUGUCAAGGUUGCCCAGAUGAAGUAUCCAAUUUGGUCACGGUUUGGCUAUUCCUGCGAGAACUGCAACUUCACGAGUCAGCCUUCAGCCCACGAUACAAUUGGCAAUGUCCGUGUGCGACGCAUAAGGCUUUGGAGAAGUUGGGAGAAUGUUCAUCUCGUCAUGUCUUUGCAGAAUCUCAUUCUGAUCGGACGACGAGGCAUGCGUUUUACAAUUCGUGUUAUGGUAGCUUUCUGUCAGAAGGGAAAGUUGGAGAAGAUUAAUAGUCGUGUGGUCGCAUCGGUUUUGUUUGUUGUCUUGAGGGAAGAAGUCCGCGUUGCCAGAUCAAUUCGCGCUGAGUUUUCGUUUGUCACACCGUCUGUGAUGACCUUCAUCCACGAGAUUCUGCACAUGGUUGCCCCGAAUGCUGGAGUCCCCAUCAGGCCAUCUCCAAUGUGGCUAGCGAAGCGGAUAUCAUGGCUCUUCACAGUCUGUGGCCUCAUGAUUAAGGGUCAAAAUUUCGUGUGA